AUGUGGCGUUUGGCAUCAUCUGUGCUGCUCCUGGGCGCCUGCGUGGAAGUUGUGCAAGACGAUGGGUUGCGGGCCGAGCUCGGGCAUCUCUGGAACAUGGUGGUUGUCAAUCAGCAGUCCCGCAAUGUUUCCCAGGGCGAGGCCCCCGUCGUUCGUCGAGUAUGUCAAUUUGGUGUAAGCGCGGCCACCUUCGACAUGGCCGAUUGGAUGCUGAGCUUUGCAGAUCCACCGCUGGAGGAGCUGGAAAUCACAGAUGUAGAGGCCAUGGGAGACGAGAUGUUGGUCCUGGCCUCCGAGCUGCAGCGCCGCUUCGGGGCCCGCGUGCGCAUCACUCCGGGACGCUGGCAAAGGUCUCCUGGGCCAGCAGAGGAGGUUGAGGGUCAUGUCUGCGACGCGUUGCUCUUCUCCAAAGUCUCCGUCCGCUUCACCUUGGAGCGCGUCAUGCACCGGGUAGGAAGCCACGUUGUGGCCAUUUGGGCAUCUGAUGAGUGCAUCAGCGAGACCACGGAGGUUGCCAGUCCGGCGUGUGCCCACCUCAACACUUUUUGGGAGCGAACCUAUCUGAUGAUGCGGGGUUAUUGCCUGGGAAGGAUAUGUGCUUCUAGAGUCCUGAAGAGCAUCCUCGAAGAUCCUAAUGUUCUGGAGCUCCGAUGCGAUGAGUUUCGGUCAGAGCAGGGCUCAAAUGCUUCCAUUUCCGAGUUCGGCCAAGACUGGUUUGUACUUCGGAACUUUCUGGGCCUGAAUGCGAAGGGCAUCUAUGUAGAUGUUGGGGCGUCCCUGCCUUUCGACUACAGCAACACAGUCAUGUUGGACCGCUGCCUUGGCUGGCAGGGUCUUUGCAUCGAGCCAAACCCUCACCUCAGCUUCAUCCUGGAGGCGUAUCGCUCUUGUCAGGUCUUCCCGAACUGCGUUGACGAGGACGGCUUGACCCAAAAGCCUUUCUCGGACCGAGAUGGCAAGGUCGAGUUUUAUGCGGACUGCUUGCCGUUGACCGAGAUCCUGCGGCGGGGUGGGCUGUCUGGGCAGCGCAUUGACCUUCUUACCAUUGACGUUGAGCACCAGGAGUUAGCCGUUCUCAGAGGCUUGUCCUUUGACGAGUUCGACAUACGCAUCAUUGUGGUUGAAGUAACACGAGGAGCUCGAUGGUUGGAGGUGGAUUCCAUUCUUCUCCCGCAGGGCUAUGCCAAAGUUGCAGUGCUCGGGCGCGAUGUUGUCUACACCAAGCUUCAGGAGCUGCAGCCACGUGGAGAUGCAGCUGAGGGUGGUUUUCCCCUCUUGGGAAAGCUGAGCUCGGGAAAGGCGAUCCUGCCUCCGGGGUGGGCAGAGUUUCAUCAGCGCGUGUUGGACGAAGAAAUGGAGGAGGAGAUGCGACAAGAACGCCAGGCAUUUUAUGCUGGUCUUAGACGCACAAAGCCUGUGUCACACUUAGAUUCGACAACUUGA
Messenger RNA from Symbiodinium pilosum, 1443 nucleotides. NCBI's taxonomy places the organism in Eukaryota, Dinophyceae, Suessiales, Symbiodiniaceae. The record is from the annotation of a GenBank genome assembly.